Plasmodium vivax (malaria parasite P. vivax) is the source of this 2583-nucleotide messenger RNA. RefSeq lists its product as hypothetical. NCBI's taxonomy places the organism in Eukaryota, Apicomplexa, Aconoidasida, Haemosporida, Plasmodiidae. The record is from RefSeq and is a predicted model, not a curated record. The coding region runs from base 1 to 2583 and encodes 860 amino acids. Gene Ontology annotation, biological process: positive regulation of transcription by RNA polymerase II. Gene Ontology annotation, molecular function: transcription cis-regulatory region binding; metal ion binding. The transcript is spliced from 9 exons.
AUGGACGAUGAAGCGAUAAAUUUCAAAAUUUGCAACUUAGUCAACCAGAAAAGAAAAGAAGCAAAGGACACGCGCCUACACUUCUUUGGCCAGAACCAAACACACAAGGAGAAGGCGCAUGCGAAAGUUCUUCAAGCCCAGCAGCCAGUUCACCACCAAGAAGAACACUUCUUGGCAAAGGAGAAAAAAUCGGACGUGCACUUUGCCAUGCUUAAGCCGAAUGACAAGGGGGGGAAAAAGCCAGUCGCUAAAAAGGAUGCUGCUGCUGCUGCUGGACGUGGCGGGGGUGCGCCCCAAGCGAAAGAGGCACCCUUCGAGGAGGAACCCCCCGGGGAAGCGGACAGCGCGAGGCGGGAAGGCACAGUCGAGGAGAGCCGUGCCCAGGAAAAGGACAGUCAACGGGAGGGUCUCCAAAAUGGAGGGCCCCAAAAAGGUGAACCCCAAAAUGGAGGAUCCCAAAAUGGUGGACCCCAAAAUGGUGGACCCCAAAAUUGUGACUUCCAAAGAUGCAGCUCUGCAAACUGCCCCCCGCAUAGCUCUAACGAACCGUGCCGGUGCGCACAAAGCCAUAGUACAGAGAAACAACCCUUUGGAGAAAAAGGGAAAAAAAACAAAAAGGGAACGAACGUAAAUUAUAUAGUACACUACAACAGGUAUAAACCAACCAGGGUACCCCCCACAUUUAGCAAAAGUAAAGGCAACCCCCCAGUGGUAAAAAAAAAUAAAAAUCAGUACAUAAAUUGCAAUUUCAGAUACUAUGUGAAGGAGAAAAAUUACCUAACGCAAAGCGUAGAUGAGCAUAUAAAAUGGGAGCAAAUCGAAAAAGUGGACUACAUAGUGUUUGACAAUACUAAGUUAGCAUGCCCAAUAUGUCUGGAGGACAAAAUAAUUUCUCCAAGAAUUACCAAAUGUAGGCACAUAUUUUGUUUUUUCUGCAUUUUAAAAUAUUUCAUCGACGAAAAUGAUGAAAAUAAAAAAAUGUGGAAAAAGUGCCCCAUCUGUUUCGAAAUAAUAAACGAAAAUGACCUAAGAGCAGUCAAAUUUCACUACGUAAAAAAUUACAGCAUCAAUGAUAGCAUUAGUAUGUGUCUGCUCUACACAGAGGAUAAAAAAAUCCACUUAAAAUCGGAUAGACUAUAUUUCAAUAACAGCUUCAAAGUGACAAAUAAAAAUUUUGUGAAACAUACCAAAACGGGGGAUUAUAAAUAUUUUGUCCAUAUAGAUUAUAUGAAUAAAAAUUUAACUACCUUCAGUCGAAAUCACACAAAUAAAAUUUCCAAAUUAAAUCUCAAUUUGGGUAUUCAAUUUUCCAAACUGUUUUACCUGUACAAUCCUCUCUCCAUAUGGAUAAAAGACCUCCACAUUUUUAACUUCAUUUUGAAGAAUAAGCAGAUGCACUUGGUCGCUUCAGACACGAAUGUCAUUCAGAAGGCUAUUGAAAAUAUUAAGUUAAAAAUCAGCGAAUAUUUAAAUAUUCCCAUUGAAAGGAUGAAUCCCGAGCUCAAUUUGGACGAGCGCUCCUUCGACUCCUUUUACCUUUAUGACAACUUGGCCCACGACGUUUACCUGGCCAAGAACCAGAAAUCGCCCGUGGAGGAGAAAUGCCCACUCGAUGGAGAGAAGCCCGCCGACGAGGGUUCCCCGGACUUGAAGCAUUUAAACCAGACCUACUUCUACCAGUGUAUAGACGGGCAGUGCAUUUUCCUGGACCCCUUCAUUUUGAACCUACUCUUCUUCGAGUGCGACAACUACAUGAACAGGAUGCCCAAGUUUCUCUGCAACAGGCAAAUCACCUACAUUGAGACCUUCGAGCUGGAUGAAAAAAUCAGAAAAAGGCACGCCAUUUUGUCCCACCUGCCGCUUGGCGUCAACGUCCUGUUCGUUUCGUUCAACAUAGAUGAUCUCUUAUCGGAAAGGACCAAAACGCAUUUUUCGAAGGAAAUAUCUGAGAGGAAGAAGAAGCACCACUCGAUUUUGAGGAAAAAAAUGAAGGAGGAAAAAUAUUUUAAACUACUAGCGGACGAAGAAAUAGACAGGAAGGAAAAGCGCUACUGGAAUUUGCCCAACAACACGAUAAACAUACAGAGCGAUACUAUUAGCAUAAGUUCUGGCAUGUUAAGGCACCCAAACCUGUUGGACGAAGAAAAAUACCUUCACGGGGAACUGGACGGCGACUGGGUGGUAAAACAAAACGAAUGCGCGUUUGUAGAGCAUCUUUUCGCGAAUGUAAAUUGGGAUAACCAACCGGGGGGAACUAGCACAGGGGGGAGGCAAAAAAGUGGGCUAAAAAGGGGACCAAAAAAUGGGUUAACUGGGGCAGCCGGGUCAAAUGGGCCAUCCGGGCCAACUUGGCCAAAAAAGGACCCCCCCGUAAACAGGGACAACGCAGCCGACCCAAACGUCUGCCACAUUCCGAAGAGAAGCUUUCUCGAAAUAGCGAAACAGAAAAGCGACGCGGGUGACGUUAAAUCAGAAAUGGGGAAAAAGAAGGAAGAACAGUUGUCCAUUGGCUCCGGAUCGGUUCACGUCAAUUUGAUUGAUUUAAUAAACACCAAAACGGCUAAAAAGAAGAAGAGAAAAUAG